This is a messenger RNA of Nilaparvata lugens (brown planthopper), 600 nucleotides long. RefSeq lists its product as uncharacterized. The coding region runs from base 34 to 585 and encodes 183 amino acids. NCBI's taxonomy places the organism in Eukaryota, Metazoa, Arthropoda, Insecta, Hemiptera, Delphacidae. The record is from RefSeq and is a predicted model, not a curated record. The transcript has 2 exons.
GUUUCGACAGCCAGACAGGAAGAUCAAACGGUGAUGGCGGUGAUUAUCGGUGUCCUCCUAGCGGUGGCCAUCUUGCUGGGAGUAGCCAUGCUGGUGAUUGUGCUUCGGCAACGUCAGCGCAAAUGGCUAGGUAGCCCUCUGGCAGCCAAAGGGCCUCUCAUCACCUCGGGCAGUCCUCUGCCGGGCAAGGGCCCUUUUCUGCCUUCCGGGAGCCCUCUACCAUCGAAGGGAUCCUCGAUCAUCACGCCGGCCGGCACCACAGCUCGGGAUAAGGCCACCUCUACACCGGACACGGCGCUCCUAUUGGACCUUCCUCUCGACGAAUACCAGGAGCCGCUGCAUCACUACUGCUACAGCAGUCUGCUCAGGGAUAAGACCAUCCAACCAAGUGAUGUGAGCCACGAGUACGCCGUGCCUGAGGUUGGCAACAACUCAGCCGGCUCCACUCUGCUGAUCAAACCCCAAGUGCCUCCCCCCUCUCUGCCACCCGCCAGGGGAACCGCUCCCAAAACUAUCAAGGUAAGCUAUUUUAACAUCACUACUACUACUACUGCUACUAAUUCUACCAAUGUUUUCACAUCAUAGCAUACUAUAAUCAAU